CUGCUCUGGAGUUUUUCCUCCUUCCGUGCGUGUGUGCAUGUGACAUCACAGUUAGGAUUUCCUCCCCCUGACUGGGGUGGAGAGUCUCUUCAACAGGCUAUACAGAGGGAGAAGAAGAGGAGUGAGGGAUAAACGGAAUAGUUUCCACCAGCCACGGAGCUCAGAGCAGACCACCUCCACUCAAAGCGAACCACACCCCGGGGGACAGGGGAGACUGUGGUCCCCUUCCUUGCUCCUCUACCUCCUCCAACAAAGUGUCCAAACUCCUCUUAAGGAAAGGAGGAAUGGACGGUGAAGAGGAGUUUUAGUCCGGCUGACAAGAUGAAGUUCGGGAAGAGCAUCUGCGUACUCAACGUAGGGGGAACCCGGUACGCCUUCACCCGUGAGGUGAUCAGGGAUUUCCCUCUCCGGCGCGUCAGCCGCCUGCAUGCCUGCGCAACCGAAAAAGAGGUUCUUGAACUGUGCGACGACUACGACCGGGACCGCAAUGAGUUUUUCUUCGACCGCCACGCACAGGCUUUCGUGUUCAUCAUGCUGUACGUGCGCUCCGGUAAACUCCGCUUUGUGCCCGGAGUGUGUGAGCUGUCCUUCUACACGGAGAUGCUCUACUGGGGACUGGAGAGUGCGCACUUGGACUCCUGCUGCCAGAAACGCCUGGACGACAGGAUGUCCGAGGUCGGAAUGGACAGUCUAUCCGAGGAGGACAUAGGAGUGUCGGGGGAUGAGCCUCAGAGCCCGGGCGAGCCGGUGCAACGGACUGCGCUCACGGGUCGCGCCAAAUGGCUGGAGAUGCUGCGCAAAGCUUUUGAAGAGCCCAACUCUUCUCUUUUGGCACAGCUGCUGGCUUCAGUGUCGGUGCUCUUUGUGAUUGUUUCUAUGGUUAUGCUGUGUGCUAGCACCCUGCCGGACUGGAAUACAGCCAAGAAAAACACUGUGGAUGAGCACAGGAUAGUGGAGGCCGUGUGUAUUGGCUGGUUUACAGCAGAGUGCAUAGUGCGCUUUCUGGUAGCCAAAAACAAGUGGGAAUUCCUCCGCCGGCCGCUGAACAUCAUCGAUGUGAUUGCCAUCACCCCCUACUAUGUUACCAUGGUGCUGGCUCGGGCAGGGAUGCCCGGUGCUGGGCUCGGGGUUGCUGGAGUGAUACUGCGCGUGCUGAGGAUGAUGCGAGUGUUCUGGCUCAUGAAGCUGGCCAGACACUUCCUGGGCCUGCAGACACUGGGCCUGACGCUCACACGCUGCUACCGGGAGAUGGUCAUGCUGAUGGUGUUUGUCUGCGUAGCCAUGGCGAUAUACAGUGCCCUGGCACAGCUCUUGGAGCACGGCUUGGACUUGGGGACUCAGAAUCCGGAUUAUGCCAGCAUCCCAGCCGCCGCCUGGUGGGUCAUCAUUUCCAUGACGACGGUAGGGUAUGGGGAUGUGUACCCUGUGACAAUUGGGGGAAGGGUGCUUGGAGGGAUGUGUGUGGUGAGCGGCAUUGUCCUCUUGGCACUUCCCAUCACGUUCAUCUACCACAGUUUUGUACAGUGCUACCAUGAACUCAAACUCCGCUCUGCCAGGUACGCACGCAGCCUGUCAUCAGAGGUACUGCAAUGACCAAAACACCUGUGGGAGAAACUCAACAAACCAGUGGAGCUGCUGAUCCCAUUGUGAAAUAAUGAUCAUCUUCACGCCCUGACCUGUUUCCUGCCUGAGCUGCAACUGAUUUUAUUUGGCCUCUUUACAUAGUUCCUGCCUGUAGUGGUGAUGAUCAUAAGUCUUCAUCCAGCAUGCUCCACUUUCGCUGGAGAAUAAAAAAUAUAAUUAUUUAUUCAACACACACAGGCAGUCCAGUUUUGACAGUAGCUUCUGUUUACAUUGUAUCCCCAUGGAUACAACAUUGGCGGAGAUGGCUGCUUUUUUUGUAUGCUGCAUCGUGUGUGUGUGUGUGUGUGUGUGUGUGUGUGUGUUUGUCUGGCCAUCAGCCUUUCACUUUGUCUAAGCUUUGCACCCAGAUGGUACAAGUUACACAAGAUUGAUAUGCGACCUAGAUGCAUUCUGUUAAACCUGUGAAACAUAGAAAAGGAAUGAACAAGUGGGUGCAAAGUGGGGAUGGAAAAAAGGGGGUAACGCAGGGGGCUUAGUGUGUAGCCAUGGAUAAUGAAAUAUGGAGACGGGUCAGCGAGGACUACAAGGUGGCAGACAGAUAAAAGGGUGACAGAUAUGUCAGGGCAGAUGGAGUGGGAGAAAUGAUAGAUAAAAGAUUAUAAGCACAAAAAUGACAACGAUGGCUGAAGCACAAAGUAUGAAUAGACGGCGUUGCUUCUCCAUUUGCGGGUGAAUGUAAGGCAUUUUGUGUUUCUGAGUCUCCAAGGCAACCUCAUCCUCCAACAUGUCAAUCAUAAUGGUGGGUGAUUUGUGUGCACACAAAUAGGCCACAUCCACACACACACACACACACACACACACACACACAUUCCUCCUGGCUUGGAAAGCAGCAUUUUUAUUUUGCUAUUGUUGAGAAAAAUACUUGAAAUACUUAAGAAAUAAAUAAAUAAGAGAGGAGGAAUAAAAGAGCCGUAGAGGACGACACAGAUGAUGGUUCUGACAUUCAUGAUUCACACAUGAUCGCCUCGUCUAUACUUUGCCAAGACGAUAAGAUUUAUUGAAAAGACACAUGAUGCAAACAAACAAGUCAACACCUCUCCCACACAACAGUCUUUCUCUGCGUCUCCUCUCCUCUUCCUCCUGUUGCCAUCAACCAUCGUCUUUUUACACACACAUCCACACACACGCCCUUGCUCUUCUGUUGCAAAGGAAAUUAAACAAUUAAUGACUCUGUUUGUUAUCUGUCUGUCCUUGAAUGUGAAGUCUACAUUUGGUAUUUCCUUAUUACAGCCUGUAUGAGUUCAGUAUGUAUUGUAGACAGUACAUAUCUCAAUAGCCUUGUUGCUGUUUUAUCAACGUGCUUUUUUAAGUAAAAAUGAAACACAUCACCGCCUGCAACAUCCUAAUUUUCAACUCAUGUGACAUAGCUUAGAGCUACAGUGAAUUUUGGCCGGGCCUGAUUGAAACCAUCAGUCAAAACUUUUUCAUCAGUAAACUAUGGACUUGUAAUUAAUGUGAUCAAUGUUCAAGCUUUUAUAAUAAAAUUACAAAAUGUC
Larimichthys crocea (large yellow croaker) is the source of this 3140-nucleotide messenger RNA. RefSeq names its product potassium voltage-gated channel, subfamily G, member 3 (gene kcng3). The record is from RefSeq and is a predicted model, not a curated record. Gene Ontology annotation, cellular component: voltage-gated potassium channel complex; membrane. Gene Ontology annotation, biological process: protein homooligomerization; potassium ion transmembrane transport; action potential. Lineage: Eukaryota; Metazoa; Chordata; Actinopteri; Sciaenidae. The transcript has 2 exons. Bases 322 to 1593 code for a protein of 423 amino acids. Gene Ontology annotation, molecular function: delayed rectifier potassium channel activity; protein binding.